Sphaeramia orbicularis (orbiculate cardinalfish) is the source of this 791-nucleotide messenger RNA. Its product is annotated as non-lysosomal glucosylceramidase-like. The record is from RefSeq and is a predicted model, not a curated record. Gene Ontology annotation, molecular function: beta-glucosidase activity. The transcript is spliced from 3 exons. Gene Ontology annotation, biological process: carbohydrate metabolic process; central nervous system development. The annotation marks the transcript as partial. NCBI's taxonomy places the organism in Eukaryota, Metazoa, Chordata, Actinopteri, Kurtiformes, Apogonidae.
UGGUUGUGUACGAUAACCCUGUCCCCAGAUGAUGAGCCGUGGCAGAGGGUCAAUGCCUACCUCAUCCAUGACACUGCAGACUGGAAGGACCUGAACCUCAAGUUUGUCCUGCAGGUUUACAGAGACUUCCAUCUCACACAGGACAGGCAGUAUUUACAGGACAUGUGGCCAAUCUGCCAGGCGGUGAUGGAGUCGGAGAUGAAGUUCGACCUGGAUGGAGACGGACUCAUUGAGAACUCUGGAUAUGCAGACCAGACUUAUGAUGGAUGGACAGUGACUGGACCAAGGGUAUGUUGACCGAAGGCCUGCGUACGGCUGAAGGCUGUUACCGGACUGUGUGGGAACAGCUGGGCAUGGCCUUCCAGACUCCUGAGGCCUACUGUGAGAAGAGCAUCUACCGCUCUCUGGCCUACAUGAGGCCGCUGAGCAUCUGGGCCAUGCAGCUGGCCCUGAACGCCUCACAGAGGGACCAGACCACUUUGGCUUCAACUGGAACCACAGACCAGGACCAGGCAGUACAAGCUCAGAAAGAAGACCAGAGCUAGGACCGGAGCCACCUGACAGACUGUCUAUCCUGUGCUGCUUUAUCUGAUCGACUGAAGACUUUUCCACAUUUUCUGUUGUUUGACAGAGUUGUGGUGGUUGGAGAAGAACUCCUGUAGAUCAUAAUGUUGUCAGAUGAUGGGUCUGAAGAGCAAACGCUCCUGAUUUACAACAUUAGUCGCUUUUCCAUUGGACGUCUGCACGAAACUUUACCGAUAUUUAUUAAGUGUGGAAAAACAAAAGUGUGU